AUGCCCGCGCCCGCGAACGCGUACGACGUCCCGGCGCUGCGCCGGCUCCGCGGCGCGGCGAGCGCGAGCGAACGAACGGAGAAACGGAGCGCGGCGCGGGCCGCCGCGCUGCUGCCGCUCGUCAAGGGCGUGUCGGGAUCGUUCGGAGGCGUCAUCGAGGCGUGCUGCCUGCAACCGGUGGACGUGGUGAAGACGCGGUUGCAGUUGGAUAAGUCGGGGCAAUACAAGGGCGUGGUGGACUGCUUCAAGAAGAUUCACGCCGAGGAAGGCGUGGGGGCGCUUUGGAAGGGGUUGAAUGCGUUCGCGACGCACUUGUGCUUUAAGUACAUGCUGCGAAUGGGCACGAACGCGACUUUUCAGGCGGCGCUGAGGGACGAGGAGGGGAAAUUGACGACGGGUAAGCGCAUGGCGGCGGGGUUCGGCGCGGGCGUCGUCGAGGCGCUGUGCAUCGUGACCCCGUUUGAGGUGGUGAAGAUUCGCUUGCAGCAACAAAAGGGGAGCGUGAACUUGAAGUACAAAGGCACGUUACACGCCGCGCGAACGAUCAUGAAGGAAGAGGGUGUGAUGGCGAUGUGGAACGGCGCGGGGCCGACCAUCGCGCGAAACGGAACGAACCAAAUGUGUCUGUUCACCGCCAAGGCGCACGUCGACUCAUUCUUGUGGGGGAAACACGACGGCGAUGGCAUGGCGUUGCAUCCGGUGCAAUCUUUAAUUUCCGGUGGGUUGGCGGCGACGAUUGGGCCGGUCGCCACGGGACCGUUCGACGUCGUGAAGACGCGUCUCAUGGCGCAGAGCAAAGCGGGCGUCAUCAAGUACAAAUCUUUCCUGCACGCGUUGUAUCUCAUUCCGAAGGAAGAGGGGAUGUUGGCGAUGUGGAAGGGGCUGCUACCGAGGUUGAUGCGCAUCCCCCCCGGACAAGCCAUCACUUUCAUGGUAGCGGACGGCGUAGUUUCCCAUUUCGAAAAGUCUUUUUCCCAAGAAGACGACGACUAG
Ostreococcus lucimarinus CCE9901 is the source of this 993-nucleotide messenger RNA. RefSeq names its product MC family transporter: succinate/fumarate. The record is from RefSeq and is a predicted model, not a curated record. Gene Ontology annotation, biological process: transmembrane transport; succinate transport; fumarate transport. Lineage: Eukaryota; Viridiplantae; Chlorophyta; Mamiellophyceae; Mamiellales; Bathycoccaceae. The coding region runs from base 1 to 993 and encodes 330 amino acids. The transcript is spliced from 2 exons.